UAUUCCAGAUCAACAGAUGUUUAGAAGUUCUUGGUUAUGGAUUUUUUUUGCAUAUAUGUUUCAGUGUUCAGACUUGCAAAAACAGCUGGAAUUGCAUUUUCUUGCCCUCCUCUCUUUUGCUUUCAGCCUGUGAUGAGUGGAAGCUCCUCCCAAAGCCAGACCUGCACCGAGAUGUCAACCGCUUCGGUCAUUCGGCUGUGGUCAGCAAUGGGUCCAUGUACGUGUUUGGGGGUUUCUCAGGCGUGCUGCUCAACGACGUUCUUGUUUACCGGCCUCUCAGCUGCCAGGCCUUCUCUGCAGAGGAGGGCUGCCUGAAGGCUGGACCGGGGGUCCGCUGCGUCUGGAGCAGGGGCCGCUGUGUCCCGUGGGAACCCAGCAGCCCCAAGCCACCGCCUCUCUGCCCUCUCAAGCCCGCCUCAGUGGAUGAGUGGUGCUUCAAGUUCUCAGACUGCAGCAGCUGCACAGAAAACACCGUCGGCUGCCAGUGGUGCGACGACAAAAAGUGCAUUUCUGCCACCAGCAACUGCACCUCCGGCGUGACCAAUUUCACCGCAUGUCCAGUGAGGAGCGAGCAGACAUGCAGCAAGUUUGCCAACUGCAACCUCUGCUUACUAAAUCUUAACUGUCACUGGGAGCAGAAUCUAUCAAAGUGCCAAUCCAUGCCUGCCCAGCAGUGCAGCGAGGGCUGGAGUCAGGUGGGAGAGGCCUGCCUGAGGAUCAACUCCAGCCGCGAGAGCUACGACAACGCCCAGCACUACUGCAAGAACCUGAAUGGGAACAUCGCCUCGCUCACCACCAACAAACAGGUGGACUUUGUGCUGCAGGAGCUCAAGAAGCUGCAGCAACAGGAGAAGCGGCUGUUUCCAUGGGUGGGGCUAAGGAAGAUCAACGUGUCGUAUUGGGGCUGGGAGGACAUGUCUCCCUUCACCAACAGCAGCCUGCGCUGGCAGCCCGGAGAGCCCAACGACUCCGGUUUCUGUGCCUACCUGGAGGAGCCUCAGAUUUCAGGCCUGAAGGCCAACCCAUGCACCGCCACCGCCAACGGCCUCAUCUGUGAAAAAGCCAUCGGAAACUCCAACCAGAACAGCCGUCCGUCCUGUAAAAAGCCCUGCUCGCUGCACACCAACUGCAGCAACUGCACCAGCCAGGGCACGGAGUGCAUGUGGUGCAGCAGCACGCAGCGCUGCGUGGACUCCUCUGCCUAUGUCAUAUCCUUCCCCUACGGCCAGUGUCUGGAGUGGCAAACGGGAGAUUGUAUUGGUGAGUGGCUUAUUGAACCGAAUCUAGAUGAGUUUUCUUGGAAGUCUAUGGUCUGGCUUUGCGGCGGCGGCGGCGGACAAUAAGCUCUCCUGGACUGGCCUCUGCGAGCAGUCAAUAUUCAUCACAAGGAGAAAAGAGGUCUGAGGAAGAAAGUGGUUUAAAGUAAAGAGGUGUUGGAGUCGGAGGGAAAAUUGGAUUAGUUUGCUGUGAUUGGCUUUGGAAGUUGUUUUUGGCGUUUAAUGGCCCAUUACUUUUGCAUAUAAUCUCUCACCCAACUGCUAGAUUUCCCCGAUGACUGAAGUUCAGCGGCGUCCUUUUAGCUGGAUAUUACUAGUUCUGCAUCAAGAAGCCCAACCUGCUCGCCAAAACAGAAGGUUACAGGAAAUGAUGAUGAUUCUUCUUAUUGAGGAAAGCUUUUUUAUGCGCUGUAACAUGUUUUUUGACCUACUGUAACUCUUUGACCGUUUAUGUGAUCAACAUGAAUCAGCUGAUCCUGUUGAAACGGUUGAGACCAUGUUUGAUUAAAAAAAAAAAAUACAUUACGAUAUGAAAAAGAGUAUAUCAUGAUAUACAUUCUUUUACAUCACAAUAACGAUAUAUAUCACGAUAAAGUUUAUUUUCAGUUAUUUUCUUAACUAUUUACUAUUUACUUAGUAUUCUGACCAUAUUUUUUGAAGU
Oryzias melastigma (Indian medaka) is the source of this 1938-nucleotide messenger RNA. Its product is annotated as attractin-like protein 1. Gene Ontology annotation, cellular component: Golgi apparatus. The coding region runs from base 216 to 1343 and encodes 375 amino acids. The transcript has 7 exons. NCBI's taxonomy places the organism in Eukaryota, Metazoa, Chordata, Actinopteri, Beloniformes, Adrianichthyidae. The record is from RefSeq and is a predicted model, not a curated record.